Striga asiatica is the source of this 10854-nucleotide messenger RNA. NCBI's taxonomy places the organism in Eukaryota, Viridiplantae, Streptophyta, Magnoliopsida, Lamiales, Orobanchaceae. The record is from the annotation of a GenBank genome assembly.
AUGGAGUGGGACCCCCAAACCCGCGUCGAGAUCCUAUCGGAGGCCCUCCCCUACAUUCAAAAGUUCCGUGGCAAGACCAUAGUGGUCAAAUACGGCGGCGCCGCCAUGAAGUCGGAGUCCCUCCGCGCCUCUGUGGUGGCCGACGUCGUCCUCCUCGCUUGCGUCGGCCUCCGCAUCGUGCUCGUCCACGGAGGCGGGCCCGAGAUCAACCAGUGGCUGACUCGUCUGGGCAUCGAGCCCAACUUCCUGGACGGUCUGCGCGUGACAGACGCGUCCACCAUGGAAAUCGUGUCCAUGGUCCUGGUCGGGAAGGUCAACAAGGGCCUGGUCGCCAUGAUCAACCAGGCCGGGGCCACCGCUGUUGGGCUGUCGGGGAUCGACGGCCGGCUCCUGACGGCUCGACCGUCCGCUCGGCAGCGGCUGGGGUUCGUUGGUGACGUGGCGGGGGUGGACCCCACAGUGAUCCGGCCACUGGUGGAGUCCGGCCACAUCCCCGUGGUGGCCUCGGUGGCGGCAGACGGCGGUGGGCAGCCUUACAACAUCAAUGCUGACACGGCGGCGGGUGAGCUGGCGGCGGCCUUAGGGGCGGAGAAGCUGAUACUGCUGACAGACGUGGCGGGGAUACUGGGGGAUCGGGAGGACCCAAACAGCCUGGUGAAGGAGAUUGAUAUAAAGGGGGUGAAGAGGAUGAUUGAGGAAGGGAAGGUGGGAGGGGGAAUGAUACCAAAGGUGAACUGCUGCAUUAGGUCUGCUUUCUAUUUUUAUGUCAGUGAGGUGGUUGUCCAGGUUUUAUUUGGUGUCCUCUUGCUUGUAUAUAUCCCUGAUUUGGAUCCUUAUCCAGAAUAUUCGUCCUUGCAAGCUGGGCCGGAGGACGAUAAUAUCUAUGAAGAACUCCCUUGGAUGUCUAGAAAUCUGUUGAAAAUCACUUUCUCGUGGAUGAAUCCCAUCAUGCAGCUGGGAUAUAGAAAGCCUCUCACAGAUAAGGAUGUCUGGAAACUUGACACUUGGGAUAGAACAGAAACACUUAAUGACUCAUUCCGAAAAUCUUGGGCUCAGGAAAUUCAGAAACCCAGACCUUGGCUUUUAAGAGCUUUAAAUCGUAGCCUUGGUGGAAAUUUUGGUGGGGAGGCUUCUGGAAGUUCCUUGGCUCUGCCGGUCAAAGAUGGAGUUUGGUCAAAAGCCGUGGAAAAUGCAUUUGGAGCUUACACUCCGUGUGCCACAGACUCUCUAGUUAUCGUCGUUUCACAUCUGGUUCUUCUGGGGUUGUGUUUAAAUCGGCUAUGGAAGUUGAAGAACGAUUUUUCCAUUCAGAGGUUCCGCUUAAGAUCGAAUUAUUACAACUAUGUGCUGGGGUUGUUGGCUUUUUAUAGCACCGGAGAACCUUUGUUCAGGUUGAUAAUGGGAUUUUCAGCAUUUAAUGUAGAUGGUCAGAAGGGUCUUGCCCCUUAUGAGAUUGCUUCCCUCGUCAUUGAAGCUGUGACAUGGGGCUCGAUUCUUCUGAUGAUUGGACUAGAGACAAACGUUUAUGUUCGUGAAUCACGUUGGUCCGUCAGAUUUGGUGUUAUAUAUGCUCUUGUAGGGGAUGCCGUUAUGAUGAAUCUUGCUCUUACUGUUAGAGAAUUUAUCAACUGGUCUGUUUUCUAUUUGUAUAUCAGUGAAGUGGUUGUCCAGGUAUUAUUUGGCAUCCUCUUGCUUGUGUAUAUCCCUGAUUUGGAUCCUUAUCCGGGAUAUUCGCCCUUGCAAGCCGAAUCAGUGGACAAUACUGCCUAUGAAGAACUUCCGGGAGCUGAGCGAGUAUGUCCUGAGAGGCACGUGAACAUAUUCUCUAAAAUCACAUUCUCUUGGAUGAACCCAAUCAUGCAGCUGGGAUAUAGAAGGCCUCUCACAGAGAAGGAUGUCUGGAGACUCGACACUUGGGACAGAACAGAAACACUGAAUGACUCGUUCCAGAGGUCUUGGGCUCGGGAGAUUCAGAAACCCAAACCUUGGCUAUUAAGAGCUUUAAAUAGUAGCCUUGGCGGAAGAUUUUGGUGGGGAGGCUUUUGGAAGAUAGGGAAUGAUGUCUCACAGUUCAUCGGUCCUCUAAUAUUGAACCGCCUUUUAGAAUCUAUGCAACGAGGAGAUCCAGCUUGGAUUGGUUACAUAUAUGCAUUUUCAAUAUUUCUUGGAGUGGUAUUUGGCGUGUUAUGCGAAGCUCAGUAUUUUCAAAACGUCAUGCGUGUUGGCUAUCGUUUGAGGUCAACUCUGGUUGCUGCAGUUUUCCGCAAAUCCUUAAAGCUGACUCAUGAGAGCCGCAAAAGCUUUGCUUCUGGUAAAAUUACAAAUUUGAUGACAACUGAUGCUGAAGCUCUUCAGCAAAUAUGCCAAUCACUCCACACUUUGUGGUCAGCUCCUUUCCGUAUUGUUGUGGCCUUGGUUCUUCUUUACCAGCAACUGGGUGUUGCUUCACUUCUUGGUGCACUGCUGCUUGUUCUUCUGUUCCCAAUACAAACAUUGAUAAUCAGCAAGAUGCAAAAACUGACAAAAGAAGGGUUGCAACGCACGGACAAGCGAAUUGGACUCAUGAAUGAAAUCUUGGCUGCUAUGGACACUGUCAAAUGUUAUGCAUGGGAGAAUAGUUUCCAGGCAAAGGUUCAAAGUGUUAGAAACGAGGAGUUGUCUUGGUACAGGAGAGCUCAGCUGCUGGGAGCCUUGAACAGUUUUAUACUUAACAGUAUUCCUGUGGUGGUGAUUGUUAUUUCAUUUGGAGUAUUCACUUUACUUGGAGGAAACCUGACACCUGCAAGGGCUUUUACUUCUCUCUCGUUGUUUGCGGUUUUACGAUUUCCAUUGUUCAUGCUUCCAAAUAUUAUUACACAGGUAGUAAAUGCAAAUGUGUCAUUGAAACGUCUGGAGGAACUCCUUCUAGCUGAAGACCGAAUUCUUUUGCCUAAUCCACCCAUUGAACCUGGAUUACCAGCUAUCACAAUUAGGAAUGGAUACUUUUCUUGGGAGGCUAAGGCAGAAAGACCAACUUUGUCGAACAUCAACUUGGACAUACCAAUUGGUAGCUUAGUUGCUGUUGUUGGCAGCACUGGCGAAGGAAAAACAUCGCUUAUAUCGGCAAUGCUCGGUGAGCUUCCUCCAGUUGCAGAUGCCACUGUUGUCAUCAGAGGAAAAGUUGCAUACGUGCCACAAGUUUCAUGGAUUUUUAAUGCCACGGUCCGUGACAAUAUACUGUUUGGCUCCACAUUUGAACCUGGGAGAUAUGGGAGGUCGAUAGACGUGACGUCUCUGCAGCAUGACCUGGAUUUACUGCCAGGUGGUGAUCUCACUGAAAUUGGUGAACGAGGGGUCAACAUUAGUGGAGGCCAAAAGCAGAGAGUUUCUAUGGCUCGGGCUGUUUAUUCAGAUUCUGAUGUUUACAUAUUUGAUGAUCCUUUAAGUGCUCUAGAUGCUCAUGUGGGCCGUCAGGUAUUCGAAAAGUGCAUCAGAGGAGAGUUGAGAGGAAAAACAAGGGUUCUAGUCACUAAUCAACUACAUUUUCUAUCCCAAGUUGAUAGAAUACUCUUGGUGCAUGAAGGUACGGUUAAAGAAGAGGGAACAUUCGAAGAGCUCUCAAACAGUGGCGUUCUAUUCCAAAAGCUCAUGGAAAAUGCCGGCAAAAUGGAAGAAUAUGUUGAAGAAAAUGAAGAUACUGGCAAAGUUGAUGAUAAAACUUCUAAACCAAUUAAUGGUUUGAACGGCGAGGUAUCUAAAGAUGUAAAAGAAAAGAAUGAUAAGAAAGAAGGCAAGUCUGUUCUGAUUAAGCAGGAAGAACGAGAAACUGGUGUUGUGAGCUGGCAUGUAUUGAUGAGAUACAAAAAUGCACUGGGAGGUGCAUGGGUGGUUAUGAUUCUAUUUACGUGCUAUGUUUUAUCCGAAAUUCUUCGAGUUUCGGGCAGCACAUGGCUUAGCCAUUGGACAGAUACAAGCACUGUACAUACGCAUGGGCCAAUAUUCUACAAUUUGGUCUACUCGAGCCUUUCUUUUGGUCAAGUUUUGGUGACGCUGAUAAAUUCAUUCUGGUUAAUAACGUCGAGCCUUUAUGCUGCAAGAAGACUGCAUAAUGGUAUGCUAAAUUCCAUUCUUCGAGCUCCAAUGGUCUUCUUCCACACGAAUCCGCUCGGAAGAAUCAUCAACAGAUUCGCAAAGGAUUUAGGUGACAUAGAUAGAAAUGUUGCUCCUUUUGCGAACAUGUUUCUCAAUCAAGUGUCGCAGCUUAUUUCUACAUUUGUUCUUAUCGGGAUUGUGAGCACAAUGUCAUUGUGGGCCAUCAUGCCUCUUCUGGUCUUGUUUUACGUAGCAUAUCUGUAUUACCAGAGCACGGCUCGUGAAGUGAAGCGCUUGGACUCAAUCACCCGAUCCCCCGUUUACGCUCAAUUCGGCGAGGCACUCAACGGCCUCACGACCAUACGAGCCUACAAAGCCUACGACCGAAUGGCCGGUAUAAACGGCAAAUCCAUGGACAAUAACAUCCGUUUCACACUCGUCAACAUGAGUGGAAACCGCUGGCUCGCCAUCCGUUUAGAAACUGUCGGUGGCAUUAUGAUAUGGUUCACCGCCACAUUUGCCGUUUUGCAAAACGGACGAGCCGAAAACCAAGAAGCUUUCGCAUCCACAAUGGGUUUGCUAUUGAGUUACGCGUUGAACAUCACAAGCUUGUUGACCGGCGUUCUGAGGCUUGCCAGCCUGGCGGAGAACAGCUUUAAUGCGGUCGAGAGGGUCGGGACUUACAUAGAGCUUCCGUCUGAGGGCCCACUGGUGAUCGAGAAUAACCGGCCGCCGCCAGGCUGGCCUUCGUCGGGUUCGAUAAGGUUUGAGGAUGUGGUUUUGAGGUACAGGCCUGAGCUGCCACCUGUACUGCACGGGAUAUCGUUCGAGAUUUCGCCGAGUGAUAAAGUGGGGAUUGUGGGGAGGACUGGGGCUGGGAAGUCGAGCAUGCUGAAUGCUUUGUUUAGGAUUGUCGAGCUGGAGAGUGGGAGAAUCUUUAUCGACGGUUGUGAUAUUGCCAAGUUUGGGCUGACGGAUCUCCGGAAGGUUCUGGGGAUUAUACCACAGUCACCUGUGCUUUUCUCAGGUACUGUUAGGUUCAAUCUUGAUCCGUUCAAUGAACACAAUGAUGCUGAUCUUUGGGAGGCUUUGGAAAGGGCCCAUUUGAAAGAUGUCAUCAGGAGGAAUCAUUUGGGUUUGGAUGCAGAGGUCUCUGAAGCAGGAGAAAAUUUCAGUGUUGGACAGAGGCAAUUGUUGAGUCUUUCUCGAGCAUUACUUCGCAGAUCAAAGAUUCUUGUUCUUGAUGAAGCAACGGCUGCAGUCGAUGUUAGGACUGAUGCCCUCAUCCAGAAAACCAUCCGCGAAGAAUUUAAAUCCUGCACAAUGCUAAUCAUUGCCCACCGUUUAAACACCAUCAUUGAUUGUGAUAGAAUUCUUCUGCUCGAUGCUGGUCAGAAAGAAGACGGUGCCUUUUCCAAGAUGGUCCAAAGCACUGGGGCUGCAAAUGCCGAGUACCUUCGCAGCCUAGUGCUCAGAGGCGAACCAGACAGCGAUAAACGAGAGACAGAAAACCAGCUGGAUGGCCGGAGACGGUGGCUAGCCUCCUCCCGUUGGGCGGCUGCCGCCCAGUUUGCGCUGGCGGUGAGUUUAACUUCUUCGCAAAAUGAUCUCCUGCAGUUGGAAGUUAGCAGUGAGGAUAAUAAUAUCCUCCGGCAGACGAGGAAUGCCGUAAUUACCCUCCAGGAAGUAUUGGAGGGUAAGCAUAACAAGGAAAUCGAGGAGAAUCUUGACAGGAACCAGAUUUCGGGGGAUAGGUGGUGGUCAUCUCUAUACAAAAUGAUUGAAGGUCUGGCGAUCAUGAGUAGGCUUUCCCGGAAUAAGCUCCACCAUGCGGAUAAUUUUGAGGAUCGGACAAUCGACUGGGACAAUUUCGUAACAGGGUAUCACUGUCAAUUGAUGACUGUUUAUGUGAAGAAAAAUGACAAUGAGUUUGAUGAAAACAUGGGUUUUAAACCAUUAGUCUGGUUUUGCCGGCCAUCGACAAAUGAAAUUUGGGCUCGAGAGACAGACAGCGCACUUGGUGCAUUUACGCCUUGUGCCGUUGACUCUAUUGUGGGGAAUGUUUCUCAUUUGAUUCUUUCGGGUUUGUGCUUGUAUAGAAUGUGGCUGAUCAAGUUCAAUCCAAAAGUCCAAAGAUUCUGCUUGAGAACAAGUUUCUACAACUAUGCACUGGCCUUUUUAGCAAGUUGUUGUGCUGCUGAGCCGUUGUUUAGAUUUUUCAUGGGGAUAUCACUAUUCAAUUUGGAUGAAGAGAUGGGAUUUGCUCCUUUUGAGAUGGUUCAUUUGGGCAUCGAGUUUAUCUCAUGGUGUUCUAUGGUUGUUAUGCUGCUUCUUGAAACUAACGUAUAUGUCAAAGAGUUCAGAUGGUCUACGCUGUAUUUGUAUAUCAGUUCAGUCUUCUUCCAGAUUUUGUUUGGUGUGGUGCUUCUAGUUUAUGUUCCAAAUUUGGACCGAUACCCCGGCUACAUACCACUAUUGGAUUCUGUUGAUGACACCAAAAAUGAUAAUAAGCCUCUAGCAGAGCUCGUUUGCCCCGAGAGAUAUGCUAAUAUAUUUUCCAGGAUUUACAUUGACUGGAUGACCCCUUUAAUGCGACAAGGCUACAAAAAACCCAUAACUGAAAAGGAUGUCUGGAAGUUGGACUCAUGGGAUCAGACAGAAAUUUUGUGUACAAACUACAAAGUCUAUUCCCUGGAAAGAGGCAAUCCAGCUUGGCUUGGUUAUGUCUAUGCACUAUCGAUUUUCAUCAGUGUGUCUCUUGGAGUUCUUUGUGAAGCUCAUUAUUUUCAGAAUGUCAUGCGCAUUGGUUUUCGGCUAAGAUCGACUCUGGUGGCUGCCAUAUUUCGCAAAUCCUUACGGCUAACACAUGAAAGCCGUAAGCACUUUCCAUCUGGAAAAAUAACAAAUAUGAUGACAACAGAUGCAAAUGCACUUCAGCAAAUAUGCCAACAACUUCAUGGAUUAUGGUCAUAUCCGUUUCGAAUUAUCGUGGCUAUGGUUCUUCUUUACCAGCAAUUAGGUGUAGCAUCACUUCUUGGUUCUUUAAUGUUAGUCCUCAUGUUCCCUGUCCAGUGUAAUACAUUCAUACUAAACAGCGCACCAGUCCUCGUGACAGUUAUUUCUUUUGGAAUGUUCACUUUUCUUGGUGGAGACUUGACACCUUCCAGGGCCUUCACAUCUCUUUCGUUAUUUGCUGUUCUUCGAAGGCCUCUGAAUAUGCUCCCUAAUUUAAUUACCCAGGUCGUGAAUGCAAAUGUAUCUCUACAGCGUUUGGAAGAAUUGUUGCUUGCUGAGGAGAGAACUUUAUCACCUAAUCCAUCACUCGAGCCAACACUCCCAGCAAUCUCAAUCAAGGGUGGAAACUUUUCAUGGGAUUCUAAGGAUGCAAGACCCACUUUAUCAAAUAUUAAUUUACAAGUACCGAUUGGCAGCUUAAUUGCAAUUGUUGGUGGUACUGGAGAAGGAAAGACCUCAUUAGUCUCAGCAAUGCUUGGAGAGAUACCUCCCAUUGGCGAUGCAAGUGUCAUAAUCAGAGGAUCUGUAGCUUAUGUCCCGCAAAUUUCGUGGAUUUUCAAUGCUACAGUUCGCGAUAAUAUAUUAUUUGGGUCGUCCUUUGAACCGAUAAGAUAUUGGAAGACUGUAGAUGUCACUGCAUUGCACCAUGACCUUGAAUUGCUACCAGGCCAUGAUCUUACAGAGAUUGGUGAAAGAGGAGUAAAUAUUAGUGGAGGUCAAAAGCAAAGAGUUUCAAUGGCCAGGGCAGUGUACUCUGACUCAGAUGUUUUCAAUAAUUGUAUCAAGGAAGCACUGGAAGGAAAAACGAGAGUUCUUGUCACAAAUCAGUUACAUUUUCUGCCUCAAGUUGACAGAAUAGUUUUAGUCUCUGAAGGUACAGUGAAAGAGGAAGGCACCUUUGAGGAGCUCUCCAAGAACGGCACACUUUUCAAGAAACUUAUGGAGAAUGCAGGCAAAGUGGAAGAACAAAUGCAUGAAAAUAAUGGGGAUAUGGUGAGUUUUCGCCAUGAAACUUCUCCACUUUCGAGUGCUGUGGAUGUGCAUGAAGUGCCGAAAACUGCUGUCAACUCUACAAGCAAAGCCAAAUCAGGCAGAUCGGUUCUUAUAAAGCAGGAGGAGAGAGAGACCGGGAUAGUCAGCUGGAAUGUUUUGAACAGGUAUAAAAAUGCUCUAGGGGGCUUGUGGGUUGUAAUGGUAUUAUUUGCAUGCUAUAUACUAACAGAAACUCUAAGAAUUUCAAGUAGCACAUGGCUGAGUGUAUGGACCGAACAGAGCACAUCGACCGGUUAUGGUCCCGGUUUCUAUAUUCUUAUUUACGCAAUACUUUCGUUUGGACAGGUGCUAGUGACACUUACGAAUUCGUUUUGGUUGAUCACAUCGAGCCUUAAUGCCUCUAAAAGAAUUCACGACUCGAUGCUACACUCCAUAUUCAGAGCUCCUAUGGCAUUCUUUCAUACUAACCCUAUCGGUCGAGUAAUCAACAGAUUCGCAAAAGAUCUCAGUGAUAUCGACCGUAAUGUCGCAAAUUCUGUCAACAUGUUUCUAAGCCAAUUUUUUCAGCUCCUAUCGACUUUCGUGCUGAUAGGAUUCGUGAGCCCUAUAUCUUUGUGGGCCAUAUUGCCUCUUCUCGUGUUGUUUUAUGCCGCGUAUCUUUAUUACCAGUUUGGAGAAGCGCUAAACGGUCUCUCCACAAUACGAGCAUACAAAGCGUACGACCGAUUGGCAAAUAUAAACGGCAAGUCUAUGGACAACAACACGAGGUUCACUCUAGUCAACAUAAGCUCGAAUCGUUGGCUAACAAUAAGACUCGAAACUCUCGGAGGAUUCAUGAUCUGGCUGACCGCAACUUUUGCCGUCAUGCAAAACAACCGAGCUCAAAACCAGGUGGCAUUCGCAUCUACUAUGGGCUUGCUCCUUAGUUAUUCCUUAAACAUCACGAAUCUGUUGAGCAAUGUGCUGAGACAAGCGAGUCGAGCCGAAAACAGUUUGAAUUCGGUCGAACGUGUAGGAACGUACAUAGAUUUGCCCUUCGAAGCCCCUGAAGUGAUCGGGGAUAACCGACCCUUUACCGGGUGGCCUGCAUUGGGAUCCGUGAAGUUCGAAAAUGUUUGUUUAAGGUACAGGCCCGAGCUACCUCCUGUUUUGAGGGGGCUGACGUUCGAUAUUUAUCCGCACCACAAAGUUGGGAUAAUUGGGAGGACCGGGGCCGGUAAGUCGAGCAUGAUUAACGCGUUGUUCCGAAUAGUGGAGCUCGAAAGGGGAAGAAUUUUGAUCGACGAUUUUGAUGUUGCGAAAUUUGGAUUGAUGGAUUUACGCAGAGUACCAUUAGAUUUAACCUUGAUCCUUUUGCACAACGACUUGGAUCUGUGGGAGGCUUUGGAACGAGCACACUUGAAGGAUGUUCUCAGAAGGAGUGCAUUAGGCUUAGAUGCUGAGGUUUUUGAAGGGGGUGAAAAUUUUAGUGUCGGGCAGAGGCAGCUAUUGAGUCUUGCACGAGCAUUACUUCGUAGAUCAAAGAUCCUCGUGCUUGAUGAAGCAACAGCAGCCGUUGAUCUAAGAACUGAUGCACUUAUACAGAAAACAAUCCGUGACGAAUUUAAAUCUUGCACAAUGCUAACUAUCGCUCAUCGCCUCAAUACUAUAAUCGAUAGUGACAAAAUCCUCGUUCUUGAUGCUGGUCAGGUGAUUGAGUACGACACUCCCGAAAAUCUUCUUUCGAGCGAAGAAAGUGUUUUCUCUAAGAUGGUUCGUAGCACGGGAGAAGCAAAUGCUAAGUACUUGAAAAGCUUAGUUGUGAGUACAAAGGGCCGGGAGAAUAAUAACAGACCGAAAAAUGGGGCCCACAUAUCGUCCCGCUGGAAUGAAGCCACUCAGCAUGCUCUUGCUUUAAAUCUCGAAGCCUCGUUAAAGAAUCUUCAGAUUCCUGAUUCUGAAGAUGAAAAGAACAGCAUUAUUAUUAUCAACAAAACAAGUGAUGCAAUUGUAACUCUGCAGAAAGUGUUGAUGGGUGAACACAACAGAGUUAUUGAGGAUACCCUCGAUCGUUUUGAGGUUCCGUAUUAUCGAUGGUGGUCGGGUUUAUACAGAGUGAUCGAAGGACUUGCUGAGAUGAGCAGAUUGGGAAAUGGGUUCCAGCAUCUGAAAAAUGGUACAGAAGAGAAUUGGGAUGAUGAUGAUGUGAAGUUUUUACUCCAUUGGCUAGAACUAAUCUCAAAGAAAGCUUGUGGCAAAAUAUUACAACUCAAAAACUUAAAUUACACGAGUUGGAGUGUGCUGCACGUCUUCACGCUCAGUGUCAUUACUAAGAAUUUCCUCAAAACUAUCGGCAUAAACACUCGAAAACACUGUAAGCGCCUGAAAAACCUUGGGGAGACUCAUUUGCAGGCUAUUAACAAUCAUGACCCUCAAUUCAUGUACUUAACCUUCUCGUUGUUCACUAACACCUUCAAUGCUUCGACUUUUGCACGCCUGAUUGUCAAAGGGUGGUUAUUAGAAGUCAAUACAGAGUUAGAAUCUUCGGUCGAGAAGUUUCUGGAAAAUCUCAUCUCAACUUCCGAAAGUAAAGCAAGCUCUCUUUCGAGUUUUUUUUCUAGCCUUUGGGAUCUUUUGCGCAUGCUGCAUUCUUCAUGCUGCUGCACGACAAUGAUAAUGCGUAAGUUCGGACCACUUGCAGAGAGCCCUCACAUACUCGUGUUGAAAUUUAACAAGCUUGCAAAAGCUAAGGUACCAAGAGUUGACUUCUGUCUGAAGCUGAGCAGCCGCCUGACG